Phragmites australis (common reed) is the source of this 9974-nucleotide messenger RNA. Its product is annotated as BEACH domain-containing protein C2-like. NCBI's taxonomy places the organism in Eukaryota, Viridiplantae, Streptophyta, Magnoliopsida, Poales, Poaceae. Bases 348 to 8954 code for a protein of 2868 amino acids. The transcript has 32 exons. The record is from RefSeq and is a predicted model, not a curated record. Gene Ontology annotation, molecular function: protein binding.
CGCGGCGACGCCAUUUCUUCGCCUUCCUCGUUCUGCCGCUUCCUCUCUCUUUUCCUCCGCUUCUCGGGCCACGCCCGCGCCAUGCACAGCGCCCCCACCAUUAAUCUCGCGCGAGCAUUCCCCCAAAUAUCCUCCAUUCUCCCCGGCCUCAUACCCGAAUCGCGACGUUUUUCCAUCAUACGAAUCGCAACAUUUUGCCCCAUUUUUUUCGUCAUCUCGAGAACCCCAAUUUUUUCGUCAUCGCUUUUGAUCCUUCCCCAUUACUUCAGUGGCCAACCGAUUCCUCACAUUUUUCUCCAUUUUUUAUGGAGUAAGCGUUUGAAAUAGGGGAGGAGGACGCGCGCGAGAUGUCCGACGCCUCGCCGCCCACGCCGUGGGAGCACGGUGCCGAGGAGCGGUUCGCCGCCGCGUCGCCCGUCGACUAUGCGUACGUCGUCGACGAUGAGGAUGUGUCGGGCACGGAGGUGGGCGCGGAUUCCCCGGUGGCCCCCUCGGAGCCCUCCCCGCCUCUACGGAAGCGCCUGGCCCCGGUCGUGCCGUCGGACGUGCCGGAGGUGGUGGUGCGCGCCGUGGACGCGGUGAUCAUGGGCGGCGGGAUCGAGCAUCUCCGCGCGAUGGUCUCUGAGGAGAACGGCGAGGUCUCGCAUUUCAUCGUGGACGUGCUGAUGGUCACGAUGGGCGGUGUGGACGGCCUCGACGAGGGCGCGGGCGACGGCACCGGCGCCGCCACCCGGUCGCUGCCCAGCAUCAUGUCCAGCUCGCGCGCGGCUGCGAUCGCGGCCGAUCUCCUGCCCUACCUCCCCUUCGGCGUCGAGCCGUCACCGCGCACUCGCAUGUCCCGGGGCCUCCUCGCUACCCUCAGCGCUUGCACCCGCAACCGCACCAUGUGCUCCGUUUCGGGUCUCCUUGCCGUCCUCCUCAACGUCGCGGAGAAGCUGUUCGUCGGAAUGUGUCAGAGCAGCAAGUGGGACGGGACGCCGCUUGUGCAGUGCAUUCAGGUGCUGGGUGGGCACUCGGUCAGUGUCAAGGAUUUGCAUUCCUGGCUCCUUUUGAUCAAGCAGGCGCUCGGCACGCGGUGGGCGACGCCGCUGACCCUCGCGUUGGAGAAGGCCGUGGGGAGCAAUGAGGCUAAAGGCCCUGCGGUGACGUUUGAGUUCGACGGGGAGAGCUCCGGCUUGCUCGCACCCGGGGAUAGCCGGUGGCCAUUCUCGAAUGGUUUUGGGUUUGCCACAUGGAUAUACGUGGAGUCUUUCUCGGGUUCGCUCAACACAGCUACGACCACUGCGCCCGUUGCUGCCUCUGCAGCUUCAACAUCUGGGAAGUCAUCACCAUUGGUUGCUGCUGCCGCAGCCUGCACACUUGCGGGAGAAGGGACAAAGCACAUGCCCCGGCUUUUCAGUUUCCUCACUUCGGAUAACCAUGGCAUCGAGGCCUAUUUCCAUGGCCAGUUUCUAGUCGUGGAGAGUGGGGCUGGGAAGGGGAAGAAGGCUUCCCUCCAUUUCACUUAUGAAUUCAAACCGCAGUGCUGGUACUUUGUUGGUCUGGAGCACACAAGCAAGCAGGGUUUGCUUGGGAAGGUCAACAGCGAAUUGCGGUUGUAUGUGGAUGGGGACCUUCAUGAAAGCUAUCCAUUUGAGCUCCCAUGCAUCGCGAAACCACUGAACUUCUGCUGCAUUGGGACGAACCCAUCACCAACUAUUGCUGGCCUUCAACAAUGCCCGUUGUUUGCGGAAAUGGGGCCCAUCUAUAUCUUUAUUGAGCCUAUUGGUCCGGAGAAAAUGAGUCGACUAGCUUCUAGGGGGGGAGAUGCAUUUCCCAGCUUCGGCAAUGGCGCUGGUUUGCCUUGGAAAGCUACAAGUGAUCACAUUAGGAAACUUGCAGAAGAUAGUUAUACACUUGACAUUGAGAUCGGAGGAAGCUUACAUCUUCUUUAUCAUCCUAGCCUACUCAAUGGCCGGUUUUGUCCCGAUGCUUCACCUUCUGGUUCAACAGGUAUGCUCUGUAGGCCUGCAGAAGUUCUUGGGAUGGUUCAUGUUUCUUAUCGGGUUCGGCCAGCAGAAUCUUUAUGGGCUUUGGGUUAUGGAGGUCCUAUGGCAUUACUACCAUUGACUGUGAGCAAUGUUGAGAUGGAUAACCUGGAACCUAUACUUGGUGAUUUGUCAUUGUCUCUGGCUACCGCCUCUCUUUCUGUUUCUAUUUUCAGGAUUAUUUCAUUGGCCAUUCAACAUCCUGGAAAUAAGGAAGAGUUUUGCCAUACUCAUGGACCAGAGCUUCUAUCACAAGUUUUACAUCAUCUAUUGGAAACACUAUCAAAACUGGAAAGUGGGAGGAAAGAGAUAUUGAGAGAUGAGGAGCUUGUUACUGCAAUUGUAUCUUUGUGUCAGUCUCAAAGAAAUGAUCAUGGUCUAAAAGUUCAGCUCUUUAGCACUUUGCUGUUGGACCUGAAGAUGUGGAGUUCAUGCAACUAUGUUUUGCAGAAAAAGCUUCUCUCUUCACUUGCGGACAUGGUUCUUGCAGAAUCUACUUGCAUGCGCGAUGCAAAUGCGCUGCAAAUGCUUCUUGACGGAUGCAGAAGGUGUUACUGGGUAAUUCAUGAAGCAGAUUCAAUCGAUACCUUCACACUUACUGGAAGUGAGAGACCUUUAGGAAAUGUGAAUGCUCUGGUUGAUGAGCUUUUGGUUGUUAUUGAACUGUUGAUAGGAGCAGCAUCUUCUACAUUGGCUUCUGAUGAUGUUCAUUGUUUGGUUGGGUUUGUCGUUGACUGCCCACAACCUAAUCAGGUUGCUAGGGUGUUGCUUCUCAUCUACAGAUUGAUUGUGCACCCGAACAUUUCUAGAGCCCACAUGUUUGCUCAAUCCUUCAUUUCUCGUGGAGGCGUAGAAGCAUUACUUGUUCUUUUGCAGAGGGAGGCUAAAUCUGAUGAUAACGAUAUUUUCUGCAGUUGUAAUGUGCCACGAAAUGCUGCUUUGUGGAAUAGAUCUUCUAACUCUACUAAUAGGGAUUUGGACUUAAAAACUUCUAGUAGUGAAGCAAACUUCAAGGAUCAUGAGAUUCAAUCAGCAGAGCAUCAGGAACCAACCUCUCAUGAAGCUGGCACUCAACUUGAAUCUACUAGCAAAUGGUGCCUAUUAAAGGGUCAGUUCCUAAAGAAUUUGGGCAGCAUCGAUGUCCCGGAUAUCUCUGACAAUGUCCAGAAUAACAUAUAUAAUGUCGAUAAUGCUGAUGGAGUUCUUGUUGGGAUAGUUCAUGUUUUGGGUGCUUUAUUUGCAUCAGGUCACCUGACUUUUGCUUCACCUACUGCGAGACCGAAGCUGCCAAGUAGUUUUCUGACUGCCUCUAAUGGAGAAGGAAAUACCAUGUUUGAAGACAGAGUAUCUCUGUUGCUCUUUGCAUUACAGAAAGCUUUCCAAGCAGCCCCAAGGAGGCUUAUGACCAGAAAUGUCUACAGGGCUUUAAUUUCUUCAGUGAUCGAUGCUUCUUCAUCAAAUGAUAACCUAAAAAACUUAUAUGACUCUGGUUGCCGUUUUAAACACAUUCCACUUUUGUUAGUCCUACUCCGUUCUCUUCCAUAUGCAUCGAGGGCAUUCCAAGUUCGUGCUAUUCAGGAUCUUCUAUAUUUGGUUUGCAGUCAUCCCAAGAAUAGAAGUAUGAUGGCCUCCAUAGGGGAAUGGCCCGAAUGGAUAUUGGAAGUUUUGAUUUCUGAUCAUGAGAUGGGGGAUAACAAAGAUUCAGAUGGUGUAAGCAGAUAUGAGGUUGAAGAUCUUAUACACAAUUUUGUAGCUACUGUGUUGGAGCAUUCAAUACGACAAAAGGAUGGAUGGAAGGAUGUAGAGGCAACAAUUCAUUGUGCGGAGUGGCUUUCAAUGGUUGGGGGAUCUAGCACUGGUGACCAAAGAAUUAGGCGUGAAGAAUCAUUACCAAUUUUCAAAAGGAGAUUACUGGGUACCCUGCUUGAUUUUUGUACCCAGGAGCUUCAGGUUCAGGUUCAUGAGGUUCAAUACAAGAAAUCAUCCCAUCUACAGGUUCAUGAGCAAACUGAAGGAAUUGCUGCUGCAACAGCUGGUGUUGCAGAAGAGGGUUUGAUGCCUAAAGAAACAAAAAUACAAGUAGAGAAACCUGCCAAUCUCUCAGUAGCCUUGGCUGAGAACGCAAUUGUUCUUUUGAUGUUCAUAGAAGAUCAUCUGAGGUCACGCAGUCAACAAUUUUUCAUGUCCUGCUCAGUUGAUAGUGCUGUGUCACCUGCCUCAAUUGCUUCAUCAGCUGCCAGUAGGUCAAAUUCAUUGAGCAGAACUGGUAGUGAGCGUCUGGAAGCUGGGAGCUCAAGGCAGUCUUUGUCCAGUGAUGCUGGUGGUCUUCCAGUUGAUGUUCUUGCUUCUACAGCAGAUACAAAUGGGCAAAUUUCUGCUGAGGUGAUGGAACUUGUAACAGCAGCAGCAGCAGCUGAGCCUUAUGGAUCGGUCAGGCAUGCAUUUAUAUCGUAUGGGAGCUGUAUUUCAGAUCUUUCAGAAGGAUGGAAGUACAGAAGCCAAUUGUGGUAUGGUGUAUGCAUUCCUCCCAAAUCCAAUGUCUUCGGUGGUGGGGGAAGUGGUUGGGUAUCAUGGAAAUCUGUUCUAGAGAAGGACCCUGAUGGGAACUGGAUUGAACUUUCAUUAGUGAAGAAAUCAGUUGCAAUGCAGCAGGCACUUCUGUUAGAUUCUGGAUUUGGGGGUUGCCUUGCUAAUGGAGUUGGAUCUGGCCCUGGCACGGAUGUUAUGGGUGCACUUAAUCUGUUGUUAGAUAGCGAUCAACCAUUUUUUUGUAUGCUCCGGUUGAUUCUUGUUUCAAUGAGGGAGGAUGACAGUGGGGAAGACGACAUUUUCAUGAGGAACAUUAGCAUGAAGAAUGUGAUUUCUGAAGGAUUGGGCUGUCAAAGUGGAAGCAUGAUGGCACUUGAUGGUAACUCCAGUGCGUCUAUCAGAAAACGCUCGGCUGCACUUCUAUGGAGAGUGCUUGGCCCCAUUCUGAAUAUGCCAGUUUCUGAAUCUAAGAGACAGAGAGUUCUGGUUGCUUCAUCUAUACUUUAUUCGGAGUUAUGGCAUGCUGUAAGUAGUGACAGAAAACCAUUAAGGAAAAAGUAUGUUGGAUUGAUCAUGCCACCAUUUGUAGCUGUCCUGAAAAGAUAUCGCUCUGUUUUGGCCGGUAUUCAAGAGCUUACAUCUUCAGAUGGGCAAAAUCCGCUACUUGUUGAUGAUUGGGCUUCAGCAGCAGAUGCUUUACCUGUUGAGGCUGGUGUUUCAAUGAUAUCACCUGGCUGGGCUGCUGCUUUUGCUUCUCCACCAGUUGCAAUGGCAUUGGCCAUGAUUGCUGCUGGUGCCUCUGGGACAGAAACGAUAGCACCGCCAACUAAUAAGUUGCGCAGGCGCGACACCUCAUUGCUUGAGCGUAGAUCAGCUAAAUUGCACACAUUCUCAAGUUUUCAGAAGCCUACUGCUACUGGUACGACACCAAGCCUGCCAACAUCUGCAUCUCAGGACAAAGCAGCUGCAAAAGCUGCAGCCUUGGCUGCUGCUCGUGACCUUGAGCGCAGUGCUAAGAUUGGUUCGAGAAGGGGUCUUAGUGCUGUAGCAAUGGCAACUUCAGGACAAAGGAGGGCUGCCGGUGAUAUUGAACGAGCCCAGAGGUGGAAUACAUCCGAAGCUAUGGGUGCUGCAUGGAUGGAGUGUCUGCAGUCUGCUGAUUCAAAGUCAGUAUCAGGAAGAGAUUUUUCUGCACUUUCAUACAAAUAUGUUGCGCUUCUUGUUUCCAGUUUUGCCUUGGCACGGAACUUGCAGCGAGUUGAGAUGGAAAGGCGAACACAUAUUGAAAUAUUGAACCGUCGGUGCAUGUCUAUUGGAGUUCGGGCAUGGCGGCAUCUUCUUCAUUGCUUGAUAGAGACAAGUAGACUCUAUGGACCUUUUGGAGAACUUCUGUGUACUCCUGAUAGUAUUUUAUGGAAGUUAGAUUUGACUGAAAGUUCAUUAAGAAUGAGAAGAUUUAUGAAAAGGAGCUACAAUUGGUUGGAUCACUUGGGAGCAGCUGCUAGUCAUGAGGAGCAGAAGUUUUUUUGUGAUGGUGCAGAAUCCAACACAUGCCGCACAGAAGAUGGAGAUUAUUCACUUACAAAUGUUCUUUCAACAAGUUCUUUGAUUGCAGUUGCUGAGGCAAUGUCAGUGGAUGGAGGACAUGGACAUACUGUGCAGAAAGAAACUGAGAAUAUUUGCAGCAGUGCGGAUGAUCUACUAACAAAUUCAUUGCCACCUGAUCCAUCUUUUACAGGAUCAGUAGAUUCAAGAAGCUCUGACUUUUCUGGUGUUUGCAACUUGGUCCGAUCCACAGUAGUUGCACCUGGUUACAAGCCUAGUAAAGAUGAUGAGAGAAUUAUUGUUGAACUUCCUUCGUUGAUGAUUCGGCCAUUGAAGGUUGUACGAGGAACCUUCCAAGUCACCUCAAAGAGGAUUAACUUUAUAGUCGAUGAGCAUAUGAGCAACAAUUACAUGGAUGAUGUUGCAUCUACUAGUGGCCAAUAUGAUCAGCAAGAUAAAGAUCGUAGCUGGUUCAUAUCUUUACUACAUAAGAUUUAUAGUAGAAGAUAUUUGCUACGUCAAAGUGCUUUGGAAUUAUUUAUGGUAGAUAGGUCAAACUUCUUAUUUGAUUUUGAGGAUAUAGAAGCACGUACACAUGCUUAUCGGGCCAUUGUUCAUACCAAGCCUCCUUAUUUGAAUGACAUUUUUCUAGCUACCCAAAGGCCUGAGCAAAUCCUUAAGCAGACACAGUUGAUGGAGCGCUGGGCUAAAUGGGAGAUUAGCAAUUUCGAGUACUUGAUGGAACUGAACACUCUUGCUGGCCGCAGUUACAACGACAUUACUCAGUAUCCUGUUUUUCCAUGGGUAAUAGCAGAUUACCAGUCCAAAACCUUGGAUCUGGAAGGUCCUUUGACAUACCGAGAUCUUUCAAAGCCAAUCGGUGCCCUGAAUCCUGCACGGCUGAAGAAAUUCGACGAACAUUACUCCAGUUUCGAGGAUCCAAUCAUCCCGAAAUUUCACUACAGUUCACAUUAUUCCAGUCCUGGCACGGUAUUGUAUUAUCUUGCCAGGAUAGAGCCUUUUACUACCCUCUCUGCUCAGCUGCAAGGUGCCAAGUUUGAUCAUGAUGAUUGCAUGUUCUCUGAUGUCACCAGAACAUGGAAUAGUGUCCUUGAAGGCAUGAAGGAUGUAAAAGAGCUAGUUCCAGAGAUGUUUUACCUUCCUGAGGUAUUUACUAAUGUAAACUCUUGCGGAAGACUAGGCUCUGUAGUAUUGCCUCCUUGGGCUCAGAGCCCUGUUGAUUUUAUACAUAAACAUCGGAAAGCUCUUGAGAGUGAUCAUGUCUCUGCUCAUUUGCAUGAAUGGAUUGAUUUGAUAUUUGGAUAUAAACAAAGAGGUAAAGAGGCAGAGGUAGCCAAUAAUGUCUUUCCUCAUUUUGCAUACGAAGGGAUGGUGGAUAUUGAUAAAAUCACUGAUCCAGUGCAACGGCGAGCUACCCAAAAUCAAAUAUCUUAUUUUGGACAGACACCAUCUCAAUUUCUGACAGUUCCACACAUAAGGAGAAGGCCAUUGGCAGAUAUCUUACAGUUGCAGACAAUAUUCCGGAACCCAAGUGAAGUUAGAUCUUAUGCACUUCCAAGUCCAGCUCACUGCAAUAUUCCUGCUAGUGCGAUGCUUGUAUCUAAUGACUGUAUUGUAGUCAUAGAUGCUAAUGUCCCUGCAGUACUUGUGGCGAUGCACCAUUGGCAACCAAACACUCCAGACGGCCUAGGGGCACCAUUCCUCUUUCACUGUGGAAGAAAUGCCAUAAAUUCUAGUGGUGGUGCAAUAUUUCGCAUUUUUAAAGGAUCUACGGGUUCUGCAGAAGACAAUAAUUUCCCAAGGGCUAUAGCUUUUGCUGCUUCUGCAAUCCAAAAUUCAUCAGCUGUUGUUGUUACAUGUGACAAAGAAGUUAUAACUGGCAGGCAUGCAGAUAACUCCGUGAAGUUGAUCUCCCCGGAUGGAGCAAGGACCAUUGAAACUGCAUAUGGGCAUCUUGCUCCUGUAACCUGCCUUGGACUAUCUGCAGAUAGCAAUUAUCUUGUUACAGGGUCUCGUGACACAACAGCUAUACUUUGGAGGAUACGUCAGGUAUGCUCUUCACAACAGAAAAAUGCUCCAGAACCUCCACCAUCUACGCCGACAACACCAAAUAGUCCUCUAGCCACUGGUAGUAGCAGCUGUAAUAGUCCAAGCAAAAUUCUAGAACCCUCCAGGAGGCGAAAAAUUGAAGGUCCUAUGCAUGUACUAAGAGGUCAUCUUGGUGAACUAACUUGCUGUUCUGUUAGUUCUGACUUGGGACUUGUUGCUUCAUCUUCGAGUAUGUCUGGUGUCCUUCUACAUUCCUUGCGGACAGGUCGGCUCAUAAGGAAGCUGGAUGUGCAGGAGGCACAUUCCAUAUGCUUAUCUGCUCAAGGAAUUGUAUUGAUUUGGAAUGAAUCCGAGAAAAGACUAUCCACCUUCACUGUUAACGGAAUCCCUGUUGCUACCUCGGUUCUGUCACUUCUCUCUGGACGAGUUGGUUGCAUUGAGAUUUCUACAGACGGACAGUUUGCCGUGAUUGGAACUUGUUCGUCUAGCAAUUGUAAUCAUGAUGGCUGUACUUCUACAGAUGAAGAUUAUGAGCUUUACAAGCCCGAUGUUGAUGAGGAUGUACAAGAAUCAAAUGAGACCAGGCUAUCUGUUCACGUGCCCUCUAUCUGCAUCCUUGAUCUAUACAAACUUGAGGUAAUCCAUACGCUGAAGCUGGGGGAAGGACAGGACGUCACAGCACUUGCUCUAAACAAAGAAAACACUAGUCUUCUGGUUUCAACAGCUGAUAAGCAGCUAAUAGUCUUCACGAAUCCUGCUGGAAGUACCCCAAGUGUGCUAUAGAUUAACACUAGCUCAUCAGGGCCUGAUUGGCAAAUGUACUAGAGAUCACCACUAUCUUCACGGCCCGAUUGACAGUUGAGCUCGAAGAUGGGAGAUCAGAUAUUGCACGAAGCCGAUGGGCUUCUCGAGCCGUGAGCAUAGGGCCGCUUACUUGCAUUACUUAGGAGCUCCAGUGGAUUUUGCUGUAAGAUAGAUGGGGCCUGGGAUCAGGGUUCACAAAUUCGUCAAAAGCCACUCAAAAUUCACGGUUUUCGACGAAUUCAGUCUGCACCGCAUUCUGCAAUCGCAUUUCAAUUCAAAUUCAAAUUUAAAAAUCGAAAAUUUGACACAAUUUGUUCAGUUUUUACCGAUUUUCACCGAAUUCAUACCGAUAUUUGCGAAUUUUGGCCAAUGCACUGUUCGGUGUCCGCACGAAUUCGUGAACCCUUCUUGGAAUCGGCCAUGAGUGCACAAAAAGGAGAGGAGCUGCAACAUAACCCUGUUCUGCGUUCUCGUGCUGGUAUAGAAGAAAUUCACUUUGGUUAUAUGGAUCUUGCUAUCCUCACUGUCGUGAAACCUACCACACUGCAAACAGGAUACGACCCGUCUGUGUUGCGGCCAAGAGAUUUAGAAGCAACAUCCAAAUGUAAUCCGUAACUGCUGUCUCUGACACGUUUUGUCAGCUGUGUGAAUAUCGAGCUGGCAUGCACUCGUGUCCCUGCAUCUGUGUAGAAUCUCGUCCAAGAAAUCGAUCAUGCCCCCAAUCCUCUGUUCACAUGUAUAUAGCUAUGCAGUCAUCAUCCAGAAAGGGCGAUAACAUGCUAAUGAUUGCCCCUGUCGCAACAUAUAGUAUCAGUGGUCACUACGAUGUUAACAAAAACGGCUACUUCCAUUUGUAAACUGUAAGCCCCCCUUUGGAACAAAGAAAAAACAUAGAUUUUUUUUUGUAGAUUUCCAAUUCUAUAGGAAAAUUUGCUACAUGUAUUAUUUGGAACAAAGGAAUGCAUCCUAUGGCAUGCAUGAAUGAAAUCUAAGAUGAAG